Messenger RNA from Metarhizium album ARSEF 1941, 507 nucleotides. RefSeq lists its product as uncharacterized. The record is from RefSeq and is a predicted model, not a curated record. NCBI's taxonomy places the organism in Eukaryota, Fungi, Ascomycota, Sordariomycetes, Hypocreales, Clavicipitaceae. The transcript has a single exon. The coding region runs from base 1 to 507 and encodes 168 amino acids.
AUGUUUUGUCCUGACGGCUGUCCAUGUGGCCAGCUCGUAGACCUCUUCGACUGUAUGCCGGGACCCCUCCACUUUGGAGGCAAUCACUACUACGGGCCGAGUUACCACCACCAUGACUACCGCUACCCGGUCCGCCAGCGUCUCAGGCGUUCCUCUUACCACGAGACUUACAUCUUUGGUGGUGGUAGUGGUGGUGGUGGCGGAGGCGGCGGCGGCGGAGGGGAACGUCACACGAUGAACAUCGUCGACAUGACCCCCAACAGCCUCUCGAACGAUCGGGGUCACUUUUACAAGAUCACUUUCCCGCUCCAGUGGUCCGCCCGCGAUCUCCUGGCAAGGCUGACGUCUAAUUCCCGUGAUUACACUGUUCUGGUCCAGGGUCCGUUCGGAUUCAACUUUGAACUCACGGACGGAAUGGAUCUCAAACAGUACCUCGGUCCCUGCUCGACCAUGGAAAUCGCAAAGAAGCAGCAACCAAAAAAUAACAUAAAGCAUAUCGAGAUGUAG